AUGGCAGGGUUAAUCUCCAAAGACGAUGUUUCCAAAGAACUGAAAAAGUCUAGAAUUAUUCGUGAUAAUGUUGAUCUACAAAGUAUCUGUAAUACAUUAGAAGAAUCGACAAACCCAUUCAGCAUUUCAUUUGAGAAGGAUACGCUUUAUAAUAUUGGGACUGGUAAAGAUGCAAAUAUGAACAGGAAGGAAUAUCUGCUAAUUGCAAUGACCAAAUUAAAAACUGCCUUCAUUGAUGAAUGUAAAAAAGAAAAUGAAAGGUUUAACCAGACAAUACAUAAACAGAAAAUAAAUAAUUUUGAAGCGGAGGGCGUUGAAGUUAAGAUACGUACCAAAGACAAUAAAGUUAAAGAACUUGGACUCACUUGUGGAAUAUUUGGUCGAAUGUGUUUUUACAUAGAUGGAGUCAUGAUUAAGACUGACAAGUCUCAGUUGCUAAGACAUCUCAAAAGAUUUAUUCAAAGAGAAGAAAUGCCCCAAGAACUCUAUAAUGUGAUUGAUGCUAUGUUCCUGUUACAUACACUACCUGAAACGUAUAGAAGUUAUCAAAGUAUAUUUUGA
Messenger RNA from Psylliodes chrysocephalus, 561 nucleotides. Lineage: Eukaryota; Metazoa; Arthropoda; Insecta; Coleoptera; Chrysomelidae. The record is from the annotation of a GenBank genome assembly.